Molecule: messenger RNA, 640 nt
Organism: Hyaloscypha bicolor E
Lineage: Eukaryota; Fungi; Ascomycota; Leotiomycetes; Helotiales; Hyaloscyphaceae
Exons: 1
Source: RefSeq, a predicted model, not a curated record
CUUGAUUUGAUUUGAGUAGGGGGGUCUAAUCAAAUCAAACCUAAUCAUUUGACACACUGAUAACAUGCAUAUCACCCCACCCCGCCCCACUCUCUAUCUCCUUCUCUACCUCCCUUGUCACGCUCCAAGCUCUUGACACCACCGCAAAACUCUACGUCAAAGCCGCCAACUUCCUCCACCCCACCAUCCAAGGACACGAAGCGUAUAAUUGCCCGACCGUGACAUUCCUCAUCACCCACGACUCAUCUGGCAAAAAGUCCUCUUCGACGCCGGCGUCCAGGAAGAUUACUGUAACUACUCCCCUUUGAUCACUAACUGUGUUGCAGCCUCUAUGGACGUGCGCGGUCUCCGCGUCGAGAAAGGCGUAGAUGAAGUUUGACCGAUUCGGGGACAGAACUAGGAGAGGUAGACAGUGUAAUAUAGAUGGAGUCACUAGCACUUCGACCGCAUCGGGAACCUCUCUUUUCUCAUCUAGGACAAAAAUCAACGUAGGACCAGGCUUCACAGCGACUCUCCUGCCUGGUUAUCCUUCUAACCCUGCUUGGCUAAUACUAGAAAGUGAUUACACGGGCAAGGAAAUGGAAGAGAUUGCUUUCUCUGAUGAUGGGGGGCUGAGGAUUGGGAGGUUCAAAGCAUAUGA